Messenger RNA from Amyelois transitella, 1046 nucleotides. Its product is annotated as G patch domain and ankyrin repeat-containing protein 1 homolog. Gene Ontology annotation, molecular function: protein binding; nucleic acid binding. The coding region runs from base 115 to 1023 and encodes 302 amino acids. The record is from RefSeq and is a predicted model, not a curated record. NCBI's taxonomy places the organism in Eukaryota, Metazoa, Arthropoda, Insecta, Lepidoptera, Pyralidae. The transcript has a single exon.
GACGUUGACGACAUAGGUAUUCAUUAUUUUUUCUUUUAUUGUGUACCUAUGUUUCGAUAAUUCUCACUAAAAUAAGUCUAUAGUAUUUCGCUUCAUAUAAUUAUUUCUUAAAUAAUGUUUAAUAAUAAAUACACUAACUUCGUAAAGUCUUCCCAAAAUGAGGUUAAAGAAAUCUAUCCGAAACCAAAUCUGUCUGGUGAAGAAGUCAGGAGAAUUUACUUAGAGGAAGUUCAAGAAGCCAAGGUUCCUACAGCGCCUGCCAAUAUUGAUGACCAAUCACUGCCGUUCACACGAACAAGAAGUCGGAAACGUAAAGGAGAACAAGUGAACAUAACUGACAAAGAUUUGUUCAUAACAGUGCAGUGUAAUGAUGUUCACAAACUAAUAGAUAUGUUAGAUAGCUGUCCAGAUAAGAUAAACGUUCGAGACGAAUACGGAUGGAGUUUACUUAUGAUAGCAUGCCAAGCUAAUUCAGUGGAAACUGUAAAAGAGCUCUUGAAUCGAAAUAUUGACACAUCAGUCAGAGAUAAAGCAGGAAAUUCAGCACAUAGUUUAGUUAUUAAGAAUAAAAAUAUUAUAUUAGCUGAUUUGUUAUUAAGCUGCAAUAAAAGAACUGAAACUCUGAGUAUAAAAGAUGAAGAAAUUAAAUUGAAAAAAGACUAUGUUUGUGAAAUAUGUAGCAAUAAAAAGUUUGCAGAUAAAGUGGAACAUUUGUCAUCUACAUUACAUAAUAUUAAUGCAUCUAAAGGCAAAAAAAUACCAACUAGCUAUGUCAUUCCUCAAACAAAUAAAGGUUAUCAAAUGAUGCUCAGAGUGGGGUGGGAUAAGGAUUCUGGAUUGGGACCAGAUGGUUCUGGCAAAAAGUAUCCUAUCCGAACUCUACAAAAGAAGGAUAGAAAAGGAUUGGGAAAUCAUAAAAGUAAACAAUCAGUUACUAUACCUCAACAAAGUUGCCAAAAUAAAUCGAAUGACUUUCAUAGGAACAGAAACUUGGAGAUCCGUUUUAGACGAGAAUUUUACUGAAUAAAUUUCUUUUAAUCAUUUAA